CUCGCUGCACGCGCUGCAGCCAGGCAGGCAAACAGCGGCGGACAACGACUGGAGCGCCGCAGUGAACAGAUUCACUGGAACACCCGGACCGCUUUCUUGACCCCGCCAUUGCCAGAACCUGCUUGAUAAAGCCAGAAUGCGAGAGACCUUGAAGAUAGAGAAAAAUCAUUCCAAGGUGGAGGAGGAGGCAGCAAUGGAUAUCACGGCCUUGUGUGUUUUGUUGAGGUUUUGCUGGAGGCGAGGGUGACCAAACAAAAGAGGCACUGAGAACCCUGAGGAGCUGUUUUCUCUCCCUCGCUGUCACCAUGGAAUAAACCAGGAGGUGGAGAAUGCCGCAAGAUGCUCUGCAAGCCAGUAGCAAGCGUCGGCGCAGUCUGAAGGCUGAAAGUAAAUAGUGAAGAACAAGAGGCGGCUUCUUUCCCGCUGCUUUGUCUUGGUGCGCCAAUCAGUGGGGCCUCCAUCUUCCUCCAUAAUGUGCCUCUUAUUAAGAGGUGGGAUUCUGCUUUUUAAAUCCCCACCGAGUGUGGACUUGGUUGCCUCCAAUGCGAAGAAGCCUUAAACCAAUUAUCAGCGACGCUCAACGCGAUAGUUGAUGAUAGUCUGGGCUCUCUGCCGUAUAACGAUGCAGGAAUCCUUUAAAAAAGAAUGUAUCCCAGACCACAAGACGUCACCCAUGUCCUGCAGACCGACUGCCUGUUUUCCCCGUUUCCCUAUCCCACUUUUCCUGCUCCUCUUAUUCAUGGCUCCUCCGGCGGGGACCAUACACAUGGAGGUCAUCGAGAGCCACAAUGAGUUCAGCUGUGAGCCCAUCAAACUACGAAUGUGCCAGGAUCUGCCUUACAACGCCACCUUCAUGCCCAACUUGCUCAACCACUACGACCAGCAGACAGCCGCGCUCGCCAUGGAGCCUUUCCAUCCGGUGGUAAACCUGGUGUGCAGCCCUGACCUGAGGAUGUUCCUGUGCGCCCUCUACGCCCCAGUGUGUGUCGUGUACGGACAUGUGUCCCUGCCGUGCCGUGCCCUCUGCUGGCGGGCCAAGGACGACUGUCAGAGACUGAUGGACAUAUUUGGACUCACCUGGCCAGAUGACAUUGAGUGCAGCAGGUUUCCCGACUGUGACGAGCCGUACCCUCGCCGAGAGGACCUGCAGAAAGGCUCCGAGCCCACCGACCGAUCCCCCAUGAGCGUUCAGCGGGAUUACGGCUUCUGGUGCCCCAGAGAGCUAAAGAUGGAACCGGAGCUGGGUUACUCGUUCAUGGGCAGGAAAGACUGCUCCGCUCCCUGUCCUUCCAUGUACUUCAGCCAACAGGAAGUGACCUUCACGCGAUACUUCAUUGGGGUCACCUCCAUUGUCUGUCUGUCUGCGACCUUGUUCACUUUCCUUACUUUUCUCAUCGAUGUCACCAGGUUCAGGUACCCGGAGCGGCCUAUUAUCUUCUACGCUGUGUGUUACGUGAUGGUGUCGCUGGUGUUCUUUUUGGGCUUCGUGUUGGAGGACACUGUGGCGUGCAACUCCGUCAACCACGCGCAGUUCAAAGCUUCAACUAUAACGCAGGGCUCGCACAAUAAGGCGUGCACCUUGUUUUUCAUGAUCCUCUACUUCUUCACCAUGGCUGGCAGUUUGUGGUGGGUCAUCCUAACGAUCACGUGGUUCCUGGCAGCCGUGCCUAAAUGGGGCAGCGAGGCUAUCGAAAAGAAAGCCCUCCUCUUCCACGCCGUGGCCUGGGGGCUUCCGGGGGCCCUCACCGUCGCCCUCUUGGCCCUGAACAAAAUCGAAGGCGACGGCAUCAGCGGCGUGUGCUUCGUAGGGCUCUACGACAUAGACGCCCUGCGGUGGUUUGUUUUGGCACCGCUCUGCCUCAACGUGGCGGUGGGCAUCUCUCUUCUCUUAGUGGGCAUCGUGGCGCUGAACCGCGUGCGCAUGGAGAUCCCCCUGGAGAAAGAGAACCAGACCAAACUUGUCAAGUUCAUGAUCCGAAUGGGGGUUUUCUCCGUGCUCUACCUGGUGCCCUUGCUGACCGUGAUCGGCUGCUACGUGUACGAGCACGCCUACCGCGGCGUGUGGGAGACCACCUGGAUGGAGGAGAACUGCCGCCGCUAUCACAUCCCGUGCCCGUACAAGGUGGAGCAGACCAGUCGACCGUCCGUGGUCUUGUUCCUCGUAAAAUACUUGAUGAUGUUAGUGGUGGGAAUCCCGUCUGCUUUCUGGGUGGCCAGCAAGAAGACCUGCUUUGAGUGGGCCGGCUUCCUGCAUGGCCGCAGACGCAAAGAUAGUGGGGUGAAUGAAUCUCGUCAGGUGCUACAAGAGCAGCCCGACUUGGCCCAGUCAUUGCUGCGCGAACCCAACACCCCCAUCAUCAGGAAGUCCAGAGGAACGUCCACUCAGGGUACUUCCACUCACGCCUCCUCCACUCACCUGGCUGACCUGGACGAGCCCCUCGAAAGCCACCCCGCCCAGCCCGCCUCCACCAGGAGCAAAGCCGGCAGCGUCCACAGCAAAGUCAGCUACCACGGCAGCCUGCGACGCGCUCGCGACGAUAGGAGCGACGCGGUGGUCUACAGAGGCGUGGAGCAGCGCAGUUUCCACGGCAGCACGCCGCGCCUCGACCACCCGCUAUCCACGCACGGAAGCCUGAGGGACGUGACCGAGGCCCCGCCCACUCUCAUUACUCACGGAUCGACGGCCAGUGAGGGUCAAGUCGCCGACAAUGACGGCACCAUCGCCUAACAACUUCAAAGUAGGGUGAAAGAGCCUUUUUACGUGUUGAGACUGGAUUUACACACACACACACACACACAUUCUUGCUGUUAACAAUCCUAAAUAGCUUGUCCACUAAUUUCUUAAUGACAUUAAAAACAAGUCUCGUACCAGACUGAAACUUGAUUGUUGACAAACUUCAUUUGUACUUGGACCUAAUGUGAACCUGUGGACCUCAUUGUGUGUUACUUCACCUAUUUUUGUACUGUACACGAUGUGUAGGAGUGGACAAGAUUCAAACUGUUGAGUUUUAUUAAUCAGAUUGAUUGAUUUUUGCACUGAGGCAUCUGCUUAGUAAAUAAUACAGGUCCAUCUAAAUUAGGGAUGUCCUAAGUCCAAUUCACUUAAUUGUGACAAUCUGCCGAUACUCGAGCGAGUCCCGAUCCGAUACCUUAGCGAAGGAAACCAAAUUGUCUCAAUUAUCUUCAUUUGUUUCUCUUAAAAUAGAUAGCCCAAUAUAACAGUUAAUAUGGCAACAAAGCUUUUCUUUUAACACCAGUAAAACGGAGCAAGCGGUUGACAGCUUUCACUACUACACUUUGAAUUAUUGAAGUUGCUGAAGUCUGUUUCUUUUGCCCGUCUGACUCACGACAUGAUGUAAAUAUGACUUCUUUUUUUUUUUCCCUUCCCCCUAUGUGACCCUACCUCGCCUGUGUGAUCCACAUUUUGUGCUCCUAUCAAAAACCUCUUUUUCCCCUUCACGUAGCACACACACGACACACUUUGUACUACAAACAUUCUCCAUCCUCAUCAGUAACAAAUUUGCCUUCUGCCUCUCCUGCCUGUAAAUGCUCUCUCACUGGUCUUGUUUAAGACUUGCAACAAGCCUCUGUGUUUUUACAGACCUUGGGAAUGAGACGUUUCGCUGAAAGUUGUGAGUAAGCACAACUUAACUGACAUGGACAGAUGAACUAAAAAAAAAGCAAAAACUCUUCUCUGAGCCCUAACUGCAUUUAUCCGAGGCCGUGAGGGACUGAAACAUUUGUUUUUCAGAUGUCAUAUCGUGAUGCAAGUGCUGUGUGCAAAUGUGGUGGGCAUUCACUUUGAUAUUGUAAAAAAAUGAAAAACCUCAAUUCUGUUUGUGUUUUAAUUUAUUUGCCAUUUGCAACUGCUUUAACUACUUUUACAAGCAGUCUAAUAAACUUUUUUAUGGACUUUAA
Molecule: messenger RNA, 3918 nt
Organism: Syngnathus typhle (broad-nosed pipefish)
Lineage: Eukaryota; Metazoa; Chordata; Actinopteri; Syngnathiformes; Syngnathidae
Gene: fzd3b
Product: frizzled class receptor 3b
Exons: 11
Coding region: 593-2728 (711 amino acids)
Biological process (GO): non-canonical Wnt signaling pathway; canonical Wnt signaling pathway
Cellular component (GO): plasma membrane
Molecular function (GO): Wnt-protein binding; Wnt receptor activity
Source: RefSeq, a predicted model, not a curated record